Molecule: messenger RNA, 1463 nt
Organism: Setaria italica (foxtail millet)
Lineage: Eukaryota; Viridiplantae; Streptophyta; Magnoliopsida; Poales; Poaceae
Product: putative cyclin-dependent kinase F-2
Exons: 1
Coding region: 223-1224 (333 amino acids)
Biological process (GO): protein phosphorylation; regulation of mitotic cell cycle
Cellular component (GO): nucleus
Molecular function (GO): ATP binding; cyclin-dependent protein serine/threonine kinase activity
Source: RefSeq, a predicted model, not a curated record
CUCUUCUCCGACUUGGCCACUUCCUCCCGAACCCGGCAAACCCCGCGCGCACGGCACGCAUACAGCCAUGGACGAGGCUGAUGAAUCGGACUCGAAUUUGAGCACCCUAUAAAUUCAUUUGGUGGACGCCACUCCCCAGCCGCCGCGUUAUUCGUCAGUUCCAAGAAUCAUCCUCCACCACCGCCUCGCCGCGCCAAGAAUCAGACAGCGCUUUCUUUCCUCAUGUCGGCGGCGACGCGCAAGCGCCCGGCGCCCGACGGCACGGCGGCCGGCGGCGAGAGCAAGCGGGCGCGGAUCACGCUCGGGAGCAUCUACGACUACGAGAAGCUGGAGGUGCUCGGGGAGGGCAGCUUCGGCGUGGUGGUCAAGGCGCGCCACCGCGCCACGGGCGAGGCGGUGGCCGUCAAACGCGCCAGGGCCUCCGACCUCCGCGCCGUCCUCCGCGAGGCCGGCUGCCUGGCCGCCUGCCGCGGCCACCCCUCGGUCGUCGGCAUCCGGGACGUCGUCGAGGACGCCGCCACCGGGGACGUGUUCCUCGUCAUGGAGUUCGUCGGCGCCAGCCUGCGGCGCCUGCUGCGGAGGGCGGCGGCGGCGCGGUUCCCGGAGGCCCGGGCCCGCGCGGCCAUGCGGCAGCUCCUCCGCGGCGCGGAGCGGAUGCACGGCGCCGGGAUCAUCCACCGAGACAUCAAGCCGGACAACAUCCUCGUGGGCGCCGGCGGCGCGGUCAAGAUUUGCGACCUCGGGCUCGCCACGCCGGCGAGGCCCGAGGGAGCGGCGUACCCGGAGCGCCGCGUGGGCACGCUGCCCUACCGCUCGCCGGAGCAGCUCGCGGGACACCGGGACUACGGCCCGGGCGUCGACAUCUGGGCGCUCGGGUGCGUCAUGGCCGAGCUCCUCACCGGCCGGUUCAUGUUCGACGAGGAGACGGACGACGCCAUGCUCGCCAGGGUGACGGAGCUGGGGCGCGCGCUCGGCGAGAAGGGGCUGAAGGCGUUCGACGACUGGCCGGCGUUCCAGGGCCUGCCGGAGCUGUCGCCGGGCGCGCAGGAGGUCCUUGCCGGCCUGCUCGCCGUCGAGCCCCGGGACAGGCUCACCGCCGCGGCCGCGCUCCAGCAUCCGUGGUUCGCCGAGGAGGGGGAGGAGGAGCGUCCUGCCGCCACCUGCGGGAGCGCGUGCAGAGCAGCUCGGAGUUGCAGUGCUAGUGUCGUGACCGUCGUGGUCUGAGAGCCUUUGAGGAUUGAAUCUACUGUUUGUAAUCUUAUUCGUUUGUUCAUUAUUUAUAAUCUUGGUUGUUAUUAGCACCAAUUGGUAUGAUGCAUGAAGAUGCAAUAGUGGUGGCGAGAUAGUGUUAUCUAUUAUCAGUUAUUACGAUUUUCUCUUUGCAGAUAAUUUGUAUUCUAGGUUGCAAAUUCUGCUGUGGUACAAUUUGUGUGAAAAGAUCAGAGGCUGCAACAGAUUGAACA